This is a messenger RNA of Amaranthus tricolor (Joseph's coat), 2222 nucleotides long. RefSeq lists its product as uncharacterized. The record is from RefSeq and is a predicted model, not a curated record. NCBI's taxonomy places the organism in Eukaryota, Viridiplantae, Streptophyta, Magnoliopsida, Caryophyllales, Amaranthaceae. The coding region runs from base 246 to 1916 and encodes 556 amino acids. The transcript is spliced from 4 exons.
UCUCUCUCUUGCCACCUGUUUCCUUUUCUAUCUUACACGUGUUCGCCAAAAAAAAUUUUCUCCCUCCAACCUUCGGCUGUAAGAUUUAAGCAGUUCCUUUACUUCCUUAUGAUCUCAUGUCGAAACCCUAAUUGAACUCUUGAAUUACUGAUGGUGCAAGCUUAAAUUUAUUGCUAUUUACUAUCUAUCUACUUCCACAAUCAUGAUUUCAAAGCAGAUAAUCCCAUUUGAUUAAGCGAUACAGGAUGGAAGAAAUUGAUCCUGGUGAUGAAGAGUACUGCUGGAAAAUGGAGGAUUUUCGGGAGUACUCAAGAGCACAUGACAUAAAUAGCCAAUUAAGCUGGAUAUGGAGAAAAGGGGUAAAUAUGGGGAAGAAAAUGGUGGUGAUGGGUGUUGUUGUUUCAUCAGCCACAAUUGUUCUUCCUCCUCUUGUGGCUUUGUCUGCUAUUGGAUUUGCCUUUUCUGUCCCUGCUGGUUUUGUUAUCGCUACAUAUGCAUGUGGUGAGAAGCUUAUGAACACUUUACUUCCCUUACCUUCUCCACCUUUUGAGCAAUAUGAGUCGACAUCUAGUGACGAUGAAGAAUACAGGGUUUAUAGUGAGAAUAGCUAUGAAGAAAAAGAAUAUGAAGAGGAUACUAGAAAGAGUAUAGAAUCAAGGAUUGAAUUGGUUGAGGUAAAUAAUAGGGAAAUCAAUAACUAUAAUCAAACACCCGUCAAUAAGGGCGAAUUAGAUAAAAGGUCAUCAAAAGUGAGUGAGAUUCUUGAAGAAGGGGGAUGCGAGGAAGAUGCGGAGGAGUGCAUGGAGGAUGAGGAGAUACCUGCGUUAGACUCAAAAAUAAUUCCUGACAUAUUAGAAGGAAUCAAAGAGGCAGAGGAAGAGAUUUCUCGUAUGGAUAAGAAAGGGAUGCCAAGAAACUCUUUAAGGGCAGUUGUAUUAGAGGCUCAGAUAGGCGGGGAGAAUGAAGACAACGUUGAUCAAGUAACGAAAAGCAUGGCUUUUGUGCCACCUAGAGUAAAUAAAAUUGACGAGAACAAGUACGUGGAAAAUUUAGCUGGUAUAGAAGAGGACGAACUGAGAAGUGAGUCUAUGGGAUUGAUUGAAAAAAUGAGGGAUGAGGAUGAAAAAGACCAGCAGAGAGAACACAGUCCUGAGGAAAAAGCACCUAAUCUUACUGUCAUCACUGAAGAAGCUGAACCAGCCUUGGAUGACAAGGAAAUGAUAAAUAGUCUCAAAAGUGAUGCAAAUUUUGAUUACAUAAGCUUUGAGGUAGAGGAGAAUGACUUAAUGCAAGACGAGCCAAAAUCUGCGGUAGAAACUCAGCUUGUGGUAAAUGUGAAGAUAGACGGUGAUCAUACCGUCACUGAAGUUCAUCAAGGAAGCAGUAUAGAUAAGAUUGAGACUUUGAUAUUUCCUAUUCAAGAAACACGGCAGAUGGUUGAUGAAACUUUGAUCCUUCACAAUGAAGAACCUAGGGAUGUUGCCGAAGAAAGUAAGAUCGAUUUGCCUGACAAUGGAUCCGUGGCACUCGAUGAAAUGACAGAAUCGAUGGUUAAGAUCCAUGAAGGGGAAGAUCAAUCUCUAAGUAAUGUAGUUGGAAUAGCUUUUGAUUAUCAUGAGGUUGUGAUUGAGUCAGCAAUGCCGGCCUAUGAACAUGCUGAUGCUGCACCAGAUCAAGGAAUUACUGCUGUUUCUGACAAGGUAAAAGUGGACGAGGAGAAGGUAUGGGAGCAAAUCAAUGCUUUGCGAACCAUUGUGGGAUGCACGGAUACUCCACGUACUUCGUAUGCAGAAGAGCUCAAUGCUCUUUACGUGUUUACUGGUGUUGAGCCACCAGUAUCGACCAAGGGCCCUGCUGAUCUUUCCGAGAUUGAUGAAAAACUUCACUUUCUUAUGUCAAUAGUUGGUGUCAAGUAGAUUACUCUGCUUAAUUUGGCAAAUAACACUGUUUUUUAAAUUUUGGAUUCGUCAAAUUCGUGAUAUUUGCAUCAAGUAUCUUGUUUUGAGAGUAGUGUAGUAAUGUAGGUAUGUAUUUAUGUUUUGUUUGCACUUGUUACAUUUGGGAAAGUUGAGACAAGCUCAUCAUAAUGUGGAACUGUUGAGUUUCUUUUGUAGAUCCAUGGAUCUUACAAUUCGUUUUGAAUACCGAUCACAUAAAAGUUAUUGGUAAUCUAACUAUAAGCAAGGAAUAAUCUUCAAUUACUAUUAAUAACUAAUUUAUUU